AUGUGUUUAUGGAACAGUGUCUUCCAUAAAUAUGCUGUUUUCAUUCAUACUUAUAUCAAUCAUCUUUAUUCUUUUACUUAAAAUGAUCCUGGAGUUAAAAUUUAUGGAGUAAUGAUUAAGCACAAGAAUACUGGAGUCAAACAGAUCUGAAUUUGAAUCGCAACUCCUACUUUCUACAUAUGCAAACUUGGACAAGUCACAGAACCUCUCUGCAAUUCUCACUGGGAAACAGGAUUCUAAUUGUAACUACCUCCUAGGUACUUAAAUGAGCACCUGGAAGAGCCUGAUAAAUAGUCUCUAGGAAAAAUCACCUUCCUCACUGCCACAAAAAUAUUAAUGUUAGCCAUUUCUCUCCCCAAAUCAGGUAACUGAGUUGUCCAUCUUGGUAUCUUCAAAGCUUGCCCACCUGAUAAUUUUUUUAAUAUCAAAACUAGGCCUUUGCAAGCCUUUAAGCAUGGUGGAGUGUGGGGUGACUUGGUGUAUUCCUGCCAUGCUUGCCAGAAGGUUCUGAAAUGGUUUGAGGCCUUGUCCUCUCUCUUCUUCAGAGCAGGGCCGUAGACAUUUCAGACAGUUGCUUGCUCGCUCCUGAGUCACUUAUAUUGUUAUCCUAUGUACCGGUCAAGGUAAAGGAGGUAAAGGGAACCAUAUGCAGAGUCUUACCUGUGUGUUCACCAUUACCUACUUACCUUGGCAGAAGUGGCACCUGAGGCUCCAAGGGCUGGGGAAGCUGAUGAGUGCAGCAGGGGCAGCAGGGUGCUGGGCCCAACUGGGCCCCGAGCAUUGUUCCAUCAGACUGGAAUCCACAUCUGUCGGAGCUCAUGGCAGUGUGAUCUCCAUGCCAUUCGCCUGGCGUUUUGCCUGCAGAACUCUGAGAAUGUCAGAACUCGAAGAGACCCAAAAAAUCACCUAGCCUUUGAGGAGGAAACUGAGUCUGAGAAAUUGUGGCUGCCCAAUUGCAGCCUGAUGAGACCUGGGUGCCUUUGGCACCUCCUGCUCCGAGCAGUAAAGAAUACUUAAUGAAUGUAGUCCUUCAGCUGGAGGACUAGAGAAAGUAGACCUCAGUGUUUUUUUCUUUUAUUAUAUUUUGGUUUUAUUUUUCUGAUUUUAAAAAAUUUACGUGUAUGCGAGAGGAGUAUAUAUAAGGACUGGAUACAUUGAUUGCCUUUAUGUUGCAGAAAUAGGUGAUUAGGAGGCCGGAUAGGAAGAAAACUUUUCAUUAUGUAAGCCUCUGUAUUUAUUUCAUAUUUUGAACCAUGUACAUGUAUUAUUUAUUUGCAGAUUAAAUGUAUGAAAUUUUAAAAUAAAAUCAGUUUAUUCUUUGAACAGCUUUUUGACAACUUAUAUAUGCCAGGCACUCUGCUAGGUUAUCAUAAUUAUUUAUUUAACUUGACAACGAUAUGUAUCAUUUCCUAAGAACAGGUUCCUGAGUGUUACAGAAUCAGUGAUUUGAUAAACCUCUGGAGAGUAAAAUAACAAAAUUUACACGACAUCUUAUAUUAUGCAUAAUACUUCAACCUAUUAAAUGUUUUACUCUGUCUGGGUUCUGACCAUUUUGUCCUCUUAUGCAGGCAAUAUCAUCAAGAAAUAGAGGAAUUUGUAUCAAAUUUAGUAAAAAGAUUUGAGGAACAGCAGAAAAAUGAUGUGGAAAAGACUUCCUUUAAUCUUUUGCCCCAGCCAUCCAGUAUUAUGCUAGAAGAGGACCAAAAAGUAGAAGAAUCCUGUUCCGUUAAAAAUAACAAGGAAGCUUUUAGUGCCAAAGCCUCACUGUUUCAAUUGUGGUUCUGAAGAACAUCAAAUGAAAGAUUGCCCAAUGCCUCGGAAUGCUGCUCGAAUAAGUGAAAAAAGAAAAGAAUAUAUGGAUGCUUGUGGUGAAGCAAACAAUCAGAAUUUUCAGCAGAGAUACCAUGCAGAAGAAGUAGAGGAAAGGUUUGGAAGAUUCAAGCCAGGAGUUAUUAGCGAGGAACUUCAAGAUGCACUUGGUGUGACGGACAAGAGUCUGCCGCCUUUUAUAUAUCGAAUGCGCCAGCUAGGAUACCCACCAGGUUGGCUCAAAGAGGCUGAAUUGGAGAAUUCAGGGCUUGCUCUCUAUGAUGGAAAAGAUGAUGCUGAUGGGGAAACAGAAGCUGGAGAAGUACAACAGAGUAGAAGGGUCACUUACGAUCUCUCAAAAUUGGUAAACUAUCCAGGUUUUAAUAUAUCUACUCCCAGAGGAAUUCCAGAUGAGUGGAGGAUGUUUGGUUCCAUACCGAUGCAGGCUUGUCAGCAGAAGGACGUAUUUGCCAAUUACCUCACUUCUAACUUCCAAUCGCCAAGUGUGAGCUCUGGCAGGAAGAGGUCUUCACCUCAGACCAGCCCUUGUAGUCCAAAGAAGCAGAAGAAGGAAGACAGUACAGCAGCGUCACCCGCCGACAUGGAGCUUGACUCAGACAUGGAGCUGCCACACGGGUCUCACAGCAGCGCGGCUUUUCAGUUCCAGCCCCCGUUGCCUCCCGACACUGCUCCCCCACUGCCCCGCGGGACUCCUCCCCCCACCUUCGUGCCUCCUCUCCCCAAGGGCACCCCGCCGUUGACUCCCAGCCACUCGCCCCACGCCAGGGCAGCCUCGGUGGCCAUGGACGAGGACGCGCUGACCCUGGAAGAACUCGAGGAGCAGCAGAGGCAGAUAUGGGCGGCCCUGGAGCAGGCCGAGGGCGUCAGCAGUGAUUCCGAUAUUCCCAUCGACACACCUUUAACUGGAAAUUCUGUGGCCUCUUCACCUUGCCCGAAUGAUCUAGACCUUCCCCUUCCAGAGGGAAGACCAUCCGAAAAGCAGGCGCCAGUCGAAUCCGAGGUGCCAGCCCCUUGUACACAGAACCCUGAAGUUGAGCUUUCCGCAGCAAGUCCAGCCUCUGAGGCCGAGCUGCCUUGUCUGAAGGAAGAGGAGGAAUCUGCCGGGGAGGCCCCCAGAGGUGCUUCUCUGAACAACGGCAGCGUGGAAGCAAACUGGGACAUCAGCAACGGGGACAGCCGGAAGGUUCUGGAAGGGGGCAGCAGCCCUUCCACAGCCGCCAAAACCCAUAGCCCGGUGCCCGACAUGAGCAAGUUUGCGGCAGGAAUCACCCCGUUUGAAUUCGAGAAUAUGGCAGAAUCUACUGGGAUGUAUCUCAGGAUAAGAAGCUUGUUAAAGAACUCGCCCCGAAACCAGCAAAAAAGCAAAAAGGCCUCUGAAUAACUGCUAGACUAGCACCAGGGUCUAUUUAACUGUCAAUAACUUUUUGUUCUGUUAAUCAGUACUAACUGAGUGGACAGUUAAGAUUGUCAGUUCCUCUUUGUUCCUCCCAUGUUUUCCCUUGUUUAAAAAUCUGUCCAAGGCUUAAUUGUGGUCUAAAGUCAAGCCUAUUUUUUCAAAAUAGAGAGACUGGGCUCACAAGUUUACUAUAUUUCAACCUCGUGGAGACAAACUUGGGGGGAAAAUGUAAGUAUGAACUGGUUUAGAGAUAGUUUGUUAAGGUUUAAACUAUUUUUGGACUGUGAGUUUGCGUCAGAGUGAUGGUUUUUAUCUGUCUUUUGUACAUUGGUUUCCCUUUCUACAUUUUGCUAAUUACCCUGUAUAUAAGUUUAAUAUAUCAGUUUUUAAAAGAAAAAAUUCUAACCAUUUUAAAUUCAUAUUUCAACUCUUGACAACCAAAUGAGAAAAAUCAGGGAUGAGCAGCUUUAUCCCAUUUGGGAUAUUUUUGUAAGUGAUUUACAUGCAUCAAUUUUAAUAACAUUUUCACGUUUUUGUAACUUCAUUCUUCGUAUAAGCUUGCCAUAGAAGUAUGUCAUCUUUGUGUACAGAGGUUUAAUAAAUUAGUUUUCAUA
Molecule: messenger RNA, 3840 nt
Organism: Choloepus didactylus (southern two-toed sloth)
Lineage: Eukaryota; Metazoa; Chordata; Mammalia; Pilosa; Megalonychidae
Gene: ZCCHC8
Product: zinc finger CCHC-type containing 8
Exons: 9
Coding region: 1796-3211 (471 amino acids)
Cellular component (GO): catalytic step 2 spliceosome
Molecular function (GO): RNA binding; zinc ion binding
Source: RefSeq, a predicted model, not a curated record